AUGCAGGCAUGUUGCCUUCAGCAACACGCUGCAACGACUGUGCACAAGGUGGCCACAAAGUCAUUCUUGCUACCUGAUCUUCCCAUUUCCCAAUGCUUGCCCUAUUCCCUCAAGGAUCAACAGCUUCUGAAUGGCAAUGUGCCACAGCCUUUGGACUGGCUCCGUGCGUGGCGGGCAUGCAAGGCCACUGCUUCGUUUGAGGGUGCUGUGUCCUUCUAUCAGACAGAUGAUUUUGCCCGUGGCUGCAGGAGAAGAACAUCGUCCCGGAGCUUGAGAUGCAUGAUUAUAGUCAUGCACUGGGCAGUCAGGAAGCUGCGGAAGGAGAGGCUGAUGGCUGCAACCAGCAUCAGUGUUUCAGUCGAUGACAGGAAGGACCACCGCCUGGUAAGAUAUCGGUGCUCCUUUCUCCCACAGGGCACAGGGCCCAGGGCACAGGAGAUUGAUUCAAACAAUGGACACGCAGUGCAGGACCCAAACAAUGACAGGGAGCAGGAGCCUGCUUCGUUCAACUCCAUCGAAGAUUGGUGCAGGGCACCGCCAGUUGUGCAAGAGGGCCUGCUUGGUGUUUACAGGUUAGGUGGUGAUGUGGCUGAGAAUACUUUGGAGAGUCAUGACCAGGACAAGAGUGAUUCAAUGGCCUCUUCAAUCCACACAGUCUUGGAGCAAGGCUGUCGAGACCCUGAUGGCUGCUUAGACAAUGAAGCGUUGGAUGCCAUUCGAAAGCGGAUCCACCAUUUUGCUUCUGACCAAGGUCCUUCGGUCAUGAAGUGCAGCAAGAUCAUAGCCUCUGACCCUAGACUUCCAAACAUUGUUUGGGCAUCGUACGAUCCAGCGCACCAGGUGAGGAAUGCUUUCAAGGACCCUCUUAGUGCAGAACCAGAGUUCAACCAGCAAUGGGAAAGACUGUUUGGCCAUAGCAAAUCACUGGUCCCCUUGAUUCAAAACUCAGAGGUUUGGAAGGCAAGGUUGAUUGCAGCUCAACGUGCUGUUUGCGAGCAGCAUGGCAGCCAGGGAGGCAUAGAUAAGAUCAUGCGGAACUUGAGCAUUGCAAAGCAUCGCUUUGACAGCGCUGGCACCCCCAUGUUCAAGUACUGCUGCGCUAUUCGCGCGAUUGCUUUGGUGUGUGGCAUGCAAGAGCGAAAUUCACCGAGUUUGCGGAAGAGGGCUGAAGCAGCUUUGCUGGACAUGGUGGCUCCAAAUCUGGUCCGGGUGGGCCUCACCUGUGACUUCACUGCUGAGUGUCUCUCUUUCCUGCGCACCAACUUUGACAUAGACGAUCCAGAUGUGUCUUUGUUCCAGCAAGCCUUCAAAGAAUUCCACAGCAGGCAGAAGGCAUUGUUCAUCGAUGGCCACAUUCUCAUGGACCCAUCCACCCUCCCAGGACCCACAGUCCACAGUGGCAAGACUGCCACGCAAAUUAUCUUUGAAAUUGAAGCACCAGAACCGAUAUACUAUGGUGGCAAGGUGCACUUCUUGUGCACUCGUGCUUCUGCCCAAGAGGUCAGAGGCAUCAUGAACAAGAUGGCCUCUGUGGUGGAUGCCAUGCUGCAAAGGCUUGAUGUUGACUUGGCUGGAGACCAAGUGGUAUGCAAGCUCCUGCGCCUAAGAAACUUUGCACAAGGGGUUGCCAGAUCCCUUUGUUUGAUGGCCAAGACACAGGCUUCUCUCAGACCGCAGGUUUUGCAUGUCCUACCAGCUGCAGACAACAGGUUCUUAUGGUCAUGGGCUGUGGCCCCACAGUGGCGUGCCAAGUAUGCGCGCCAGGUUCCAUGGUGUCCCAAGUGUGACGAGGUGGUGGGCUUUUUUGCUGCCUUGAAAGUGAACACUACAACAUUGGAGCGAGACCUUGGCCACUUGUUGAACAAACUUCAAGCACAUAGUGGCCCUUUGGCUGCUGAUGGUGCCACCAUCAGUGCUAUCCUUGAAGUUGCAAUUGAAGGCCCGCAGACAGAGGCUGAAGUUUUUUGCACCUGCUGCAGAAGAAGGUGGUCAGCUGGGCCUGACUCCAUUUUCAAGGCUUUGUGCCAAUCUAUGGGUUGCUCACUUUGA
Durusdinium trenchii is the source of this 2049-nucleotide messenger RNA. Lineage: Eukaryota; Dinophyceae; Suessiales; Symbiodiniaceae. The record is from the annotation of a GenBank genome assembly.